Messenger RNA from Teleopsis dalmanni, 450 nucleotides. RefSeq lists its product as uncharacterized. The coding region runs from base 77 to 349 and encodes 90 amino acids. The transcript has a single exon. The record is from RefSeq and is a predicted model, not a curated record. Lineage: Eukaryota; Metazoa; Arthropoda; Insecta; Diptera; Diopsidae.
ACCAGUUUCGCAUUUUUUUAGUUGAAAACAUUGUUUUCUGUAAUUAAGACGGCAAGCUAAACAGUAUUCAUGAAAAAUGUCGGAACAGAUCAGAGUUGAUGUGGCUACACCUGAGUGUCAUCAUUUUCGUGGAGUGUUUGGGCUGUUUCCUUGGAACUGGGGUCGGCCAUGUCGUUAUUGUCGACGACAUCCACAACAACAAGUAAUUGUAGUAGCUGCGCCUAAUAGACCGUGUGCUGCUCCUAAUACAGCAUAUGCUGCUCCACCUAUGCAAAGUACGCCAGCUGACACCUAUAGACCACCUCCCCCCGGAUAUGAUGCCGCUGUAAACCAAUAUUCAAGGAACUAAAUAGGAAUAUGUUUUCUAAAUAGGCUAUAUUUUCUAUUUAUGAGUAAUUAUUAUGAGUAAUCAUUCAAGAUUGUGUUUAUAAAUUUAAAAUGAAUAAGACU